GGCGGGCAGAAGCCGGCAGCGCAGGGAACGAGACAGGCAGCAGAGAGGCGGUUGGAGGGCCUAGGGGUGGCUAGCAGGGCAGCAGGGGCGGCUAGGGGGCCACCAAAGGCGGCGCGCGGGGCUGCAAGGGCAGCUCGCGGGCUGCAGGGGCGAAGGGGCGGGCCGCAAGCGGCGGCGCGCGGGGCCUUGGGUCGACGGGCUGGCCGGGGCCUAGGGGCAACGGGCGCGGGCCGGGGCCUAGGGUCGACUAGGCGCCGGGGCCUAGAGUCGACAGGGCGGGCCGGGGCUAGGCUCGACGGGGCGCGGGCCAGGGCCUAG
This is a messenger RNA of Closterium sp. Naga37s-1, 318 nucleotides long. NCBI's taxonomy places the organism in Eukaryota, Viridiplantae, Streptophyta, Zygnematophyceae, Desmidiales, Closteriaceae. The record is from the annotation of a GenBank genome assembly.